Messenger RNA from Thlaspi arvense, 489 nucleotides. The record is from the annotation of a GenBank genome assembly. Lineage: Eukaryota; Viridiplantae; Streptophyta; Magnoliopsida; Brassicales; Brassicaceae.
AUGCAGUCGAUGAAGGAAACAGCGUCGAACAUUGCAGCUUCUGCGAAGUCUGGCAUGGACAAGACCAAAGCCACCUUGGAGGAGAAGGCGGAGAAGAUGAAGACACGAGAUCCUGUUCAGAAAGAGAUGGCUACACAGAGGAAGGAAGGAAAGAUCAAUCAAGCUGAGAUGCAGAAGAGAGAAGUGCGUGAGCACAACGCUAUCAUGAAAGAAGCCGCUGGAGCUGGAACCGGAACCGGAACCGGUUUGGGUUUGGGGUCGGCCACUCACUCGACCACUGGACACGUCGGACACGGCACUGGGACCCACCAGAUGUCGGCUUUGCCUGGUCACGGCACCGGACAACCAACCGGCCACGUUGUGGAGGGUACGACCGUGACCGAACCGAUUGGAACGAACACUGGGACUGGUCGGACCACCGCUCACAACACUCGUGUCGGUGGUGGUGGUACCACUGGGUAUGGAACCGGUGGAGGAUAUACCGGAUAA